AUGAUAGACACAGUUGAAUGCCUUUAUUUAGUCAAUAAAACACACAUAAAUCUCUCAUGCAGAUUGAAUAGAACUCAAGAGCUAAAGAUGAGAAACCAAACAAUAACAUUUAUUCUGCUGGGAUUAACUGAUGACCCACAACUGAAGGUUGUGAUCUUCUUCUUUCUUUUAAUCACCUACAUGCUGAGUGUGACGGGGAAUCUGACCAUCAUCACACUCACCUUCAUCAGUUCUCACCUGAAAACUGCCAUGUACUUUUUCCUACAAAAUCUCUCCUUCUUAGAAAUCUCAUUUACAUCUGCAUGCAUUCCCAGGUACCUCUACAAUAUAUCAACAGGUGACAAGACAAUAACAUAUGAUAAUUGUGCUAUUCAAAUUUUUUUUACUGACCUCUUUGCUGCCACAGAAUUUUUUCUCCUAGCGACCAUGUCCUAUGAUCGAUAUGUAGCCAUCUGCAAACCUCUGCAUUACAUGACCAUCAUGAACAGCAAGGUCUGUAGGAGACUCAUUCUUUGCUGCUGGACAGCUGGCUUGUUGAUCAUCCUCCCACCUCUAAGCCUGGGCCUAAAUCUAGAAUUCUGUGAUUCUACUGUCAUUGACCAUUUUCUCUGUGAUGCGUCCCCUAUCCUAAAGAUCUCAUGCUCUGAAACAUGGCUCAUAGAGCAAGUAGUCAUAGUCUGUGCUGUGUUGACCUUUAUUGUGACCCUUGUAUGUGUUGUUCUUUCCUAUGCAUACAUCAUUACGACAAUUUUAGGCUUCCCUUCUGCCCAGCAAAAGAAAAAAGCCUUUUCUACCUGUUCUUCCCACAUGAUUGUCAUUUCCAUCACCUACGGAAGCUGUAUCUUUAUCUAUGUCAAACCUUCAGCAAAGAACUCAGUGGCCAUAAAUAAGGGUGUUGCAAUACUUACAACUUCCGUAGCUCCUAUGAUGAACCCUUUCAUUUAUACCUUGAGGAACAAGCAAGUUAAACAAGCAUUCAGCGAGUCUGUAAAAAGAAUUGUAUUGCUCUUAAAGAAAUAA
This is a messenger RNA of Echinops telfairi (small Madagascar hedgehog), 1020 nucleotides long. RefSeq names its product olfactory receptor 6C2-like. The record is from RefSeq and is a predicted model, not a curated record. The transcript is spliced from 2 exons. Gene Ontology annotation, cellular component: membrane. Gene Ontology annotation, biological process: G protein-coupled receptor signaling pathway. Gene Ontology annotation, molecular function: G protein-coupled receptor activity; olfactory receptor activity. Bases 1 to 1020 code for a protein of 339 amino acids. NCBI's taxonomy places the organism in Eukaryota, Metazoa, Chordata, Mammalia, Afrosoricida, Tenrecidae.